GAAGCACGAUAUAUGGCUCUAUACACGGCCGCUGGGAUGGUUCGAGCAGGACCUCCGUUCUGGGCAAGGGUUGUUUCUCGGUAGUCACAUUGGAGGAAUUGAUUGCGGCAUGCAGGAAAACUCCUGUACAAAAAAAUUGCUAAUGUUUUGCUUUUGGUGCGCAAAUAAUGGGAGGAGAGUAACAGGCGUGCUCGUUGGGACCGCCCCUCCUAUGGUGCUCUUAUUAUCUUUCUUUUCUCUCUGUCUGUUUAGUUUUUUGUUAAAACGUCAAUGGGAGUCGACGAUUCCUUUUAUAGGACGGUUGUUUUUUCGCGGUCGUUUUUUUUUAUUUUAUUUUUUUUUGCAUUGUUUCCUCCUGCAGCUGCUUUCGACGAGAAUCAACGCACAGUACCAUACCAAGUUCACCUCGCACAUGAUUAAGGACAUUACCUUUGGAAUUCUACGGUUUACUGUCCUUGAACGAACAUGGAAUAGUGUUUGUUGUAUGUAUGUAUUAUUUGACAUUUGAGAAAAGGAAUGAUGGACUGUGGUGCAUCAAGAGAUUUGCAAUCAUUGACUGAUGGAGAUACUUUGCCCAUGUGUCGUGAUAACUCGUU
This is a messenger RNA of Neurospora hispaniola, 596 nucleotides long. RefSeq lists its product as uncharacterized. The transcript has a single exon. The record is from RefSeq and is a predicted model, not a curated record. Lineage: Eukaryota; Fungi; Ascomycota; Sordariomycetes; Sordariales; Sordariaceae. The coding region runs from base 110 to 508 and encodes 132 amino acids.